ACUGUGGUGGCGCCGUUCCACAUUCCGACGGAGUUGAGCUAAUGGAGUGAGAGGGUGGCUGUGUUUUGUCUAUGUAGAAACUUAGAUUUUUGAAUUCGAAUUCAGUUCAUGUGUUGGCGAUGGGGCACUGCAGUAUCACUUCAUCGAAAACGGUGUUGGUCUUUCUGAACCUGAUAUUUUGGGCGGCCGCUGGCAUCCUCUGCUAUGUGGGAGCGUACGUUUUCAUUACGUACGAUGACUACGAUCACUUCUUUGAAGACGUCUACACCCUCAUCCCGGCAGUCGUCAUCAUUGCGGCCGGGGCGCUCCUCUUUAUCAUCGGGCUCAUUGGAUGCUGUGCCACCGUGAGAGAGAGUUACUGUGGACUCACAACGUUUGUCAUCAUUCUGCUGCUGGUUUUCAUGACUGAAGUUGCUGUUGUGGUUCUCGGAUAUGUUUACAGAGCAAAGGUUGAAGAUGACGUGAAUGACUCCAUCCAGAAAGUAUACAACGAGUACAAUGGCACCAACGGCAACGCACAGAGCCGCGCCAUUGACUACCUUCAAAGACAGCUCCAGUGUUGUGGCAUCCACAACUACUCCGACUGGAAGUACACACCCUGGUUUGAAGUGUCAAAAAACAACAGUGUGCCUGUCAGCUGUUGCAAAGCAAAUACUGGUGGAAUCUGCACAGGGUCCCUUGCUCAUCCUGAAGAUCUUUACCAAGAAGGCUGUGAGGCUCUGGUUGUGAAGAAGUUAAAGGAGAUCAUGAUGUAUGUCAUCUGCACUGUGUUGACCUUUGCUGGCAUCCAGAUAUUGGGCAUGUUGUCGGCGUGCGUCGUGCUGUGUCGCAGAAGAAAUGAUCCCGCCUACCAACUCCUCAUCACAGGAGGUACCCAUGCUUAAGACCCAUUGGUAAGAGCCGGGGUGUAAUCUUAUCUCCACACUAACCUUUAAGACACUACACUGACGCUGCAGUUAUAUCCCCACAAAGCUGUAAUCCAAAUUCUUAAAUGGUGGCAAAGAAUGAUUUCAUGAAAGGUGGAAGCAAACCGAACUGUACUGUAUGGAGGAGGACUUGCAGGUUGGGUUCCUCUUGAUUUUGCACUGUGUGUGUCAGAUUGUAAGACCACAAGCUCUAGUACUACUAAUAUUCUACUGUACCGCUCCCUCUUUGGUUGAAGGCUAUCACCAGCUCAUGUUUAUGUCCAAACAUUUACUGUGUAACCUGCUUCUUACUGUAUGCCAACCUCAUUAUCUCUGUACAUAAGUUAGAUUUUAAGUUUCAUGACAUUAUUUAAGUUAACAUGCUCCUCAGGCAUUCUCCUGAUUGUAGUUUUAGAAGUUGAAUUGAAUGUAGUUGUUGGUACCCAUGAAUGUAAAUAAAAUGUAAGGCGAAA
Molecule: messenger RNA, 1378 nt
Organism: Dunckerocampus dactyliophorus (ringed pipefish)
Lineage: Eukaryota; Metazoa; Chordata; Actinopteri; Syngnathiformes; Syngnathidae
Product: tetraspanin-3-like
Exons: 7
Coding region: 120-884 (254 amino acids)
Biological process (GO): regulation of vascular endothelial growth factor signaling pathway; protein maturation; protein localization to plasma membrane
Cellular component (GO): membrane
Source: RefSeq, a predicted model, not a curated record